This is a messenger RNA of Morchella sextelata, 2598 nucleotides long. RefSeq lists its product as uncharacterized. NCBI's taxonomy places the organism in Eukaryota, Fungi, Ascomycota, Pezizomycetes, Pezizales, Morchellaceae. Bases 1 to 2598 code for a protein of 865 amino acids. The transcript is spliced from 3 exons. Gene Ontology annotation, biological process: mitotic spindle assembly checkpoint signaling; endoplasmic reticulum to Golgi vesicle-mediated transport. The record is from RefSeq and is a predicted model, not a curated record. Gene Ontology annotation, cellular component: RZZ complex.
AUGACGGUGACCGCCGGGCAGCUCGCUCACGCAGUCCACGCCAACGUCGUCGCAGGCACCUACCCGGACUCAGACGACGUCUACAGCGCCUCCCUGCCGUCCGAUGCGCUCCCCGAGAUCAUCGCCCAUCUAGAGAAGGCACAGGAGGAGGUCAAUGAAGAGAUCCGCAAGGUCAGCCGCGCAAACGGGCCCGAGCUCGACCCGUGGAUCCGGCAAGCGCGGCGCCUGCAGGCCGACAUCGACGCCUCGAACGCGCAGGCCGACCGCAUCCUCGCGCUCGCCGCGCAGGAGGAGGCGCUCGAGACGGAGCUCGCGGACGCCGAGGCGCAGCAGCGCUUCCUCGAGGCCGAGAUCCGCUUCAACGAUGAGCUGCUGGGGCGGCUGGGGCUGCUGCAGAUGGUCUCGGCGACGCUGGGGCAGGCGGCGGCGCUGAGCGCUGGCGGGGAGCUGGCGCAGGCGAUGGUGGUGCUGGAGGGCGCGGAGAGGGCGCUCGCGGAGAUGACGGGCGAGACGAUCGUGGUGGAGCUGAUGAAGGAGCGGGCGGCGGGGCUGCGGAAGAGUGUUGUGGAGCGGGUGGAGAGGGGGUGGACGGAGAUUGUGUGUGUGCGGAAGGAGGAGGGCGAGUUGCGCAUUCGCCGGGAGAUUACAGAGGGCGACUCCGUGAUAUCCAGCACCGCAGUCGUCGAAGCCCUCCAAGCGCUCUCCCUCCUCAACACCAAGGUCGACCACCUCCACCAGCAGCUCGACACCCUCCUCAUCAGCCCCCUCCUCGACACCCAGCGCGCCCACGCCCCCACCUUCACCGUCACCGGCGACACCCUCACCGCCGCCGCCGCCGCCGCCCCCAGCACCGACCUCAGCGCCGCGCGCAUGUUCGCCUCCCUCCGCCUCAUCAUCAACUUCCUGCACGCGCAGCUCCCCCCCGCCGUCACCUCCCCGCUCUCACGCAUCCUCGUCUCCAGCCUCACCACCCGCCUCACCUCCUCCACGCUCCCGCACUCGGUCCCCAGCUCGCUCGACCGCCUCCCCGCGCUCGAGGCGCUCCUGGCCGACACCUGCCGCUUCGAGGACCACCUGCAGAGCAUCGCCUGGACGCGCGACAGCGAGCUGCGCGAGUGGGCCGGCCGCGCGCCCCGCGUCUGGCUCGCAAAGCGCCGCGAAACAUGCCUCGACACGCUGCGGCAGACGGUCGCGCAGGGCAUCCGCGAGACCAAGGUGGUCGAGCGCUCCGAGACACAGAAGGUGCCCACGAAGCCGGAGCAGCGGAGGAACUCUGCUGGCGCUGCGGUGUGGAACGAGGACUGGAAGGAGGAGGAGGAGACGCAGGCGGUGGCGAAGGAGGUUGCGAAGGGCCUGGACAUGGCGAUUGAGGACGACGACGACGACGACGACGAUGCCAGCGGGUGGGGGCUCGACGAGGACCUCGAUAUCGACGAUCCCCCCCCCGCUGAGCCUGCUGCGAAGCCGGGGCAGGAGCAGGAGCAGGAGCAGGAGCCGGAGAAGGCGCCGGCACCCGCAGAGGCAGAAGCAGCGCCGCAGGAGGAGGAGGAGGAGGAGGAGCUCGACUGGGGCGAGUGGGGCGACGACGACGAGCCCGCUGCGCCCGCGACGCCCAAGACGGCCGACUACACGCCGACGACCAGCGAGUCGGCGCACUCCAGCUCCCCCGAACAGCCGCCGCCGCCGCCGCCGCUGCCCACCACCUCCUCCUCCUCCACCUCCAAAGACGUCACGCUCAAAGAAACCUACACCAUCACCUCCAUCCCCGACGCCAUCCUCACGCUCAUCACCACGCUCACCACCGAAGCCAGCCACCUCACGCGCCUCCCGCGCAACGCCAUCACCCCCGCCGCCCCCGACCUACACACCCUCCCGCCGCUCCUCCUCGCCGCCUACCGCGCCCUCGCCCCACUCCACUACGCGCACCACCCGGCCGCCGGAAUGCUCCUCUACAACGACACGCAGCGCCUCACCUCCCUCCUCCCGCCCACCAUCCCGCCCGAAGACGCCGCGCGCACCGCCGCCUUCGGAAAGCGCACCUACGCGCGCGAGCUGCACAGCCAGCGCCUGGUCCUCACCGACUACCUCGACUCGGCGCAGGGCUUCGUCAACUGCACCUCCUACCCGCAGAGCGCCGCGUGCGCCACGGCCAUCGCCAGCACCGUCGCGCACAUGCAGCAGCUGCGCGCCACCUGGUCGCCCAUCCUGUCGCGGUCGGCGCUCUCGCAGUCGCUCGGCUCGCUGCUCAACGCCGUGUGCGCGCGGCUCAUCAGCGACGUCGAGGACAUCAGCGACAUUGCGGCGGCCGAGAGCGAGCGGCUGGCGGGGCUGUGCGAGGAGCUGGCGGCGGGGGUGGAGGCGCUGUUUCCGGUGUCGGUGGGCGGCGUGGGGAUGGUGGCCGUGUAUUGUGGGGCGUGGAUCAAGUUCCGCGCGCUGCAGCAGGUGCUGGAGAGUAGUAUGGUGGAGAUUUGUUAUCUGUGGAGGGAAGGCUUGGUGGCGGAGUUUGGGGUGGAGGAGAUGUGUGAGCUGGUGGUGGCGCUGUUUCAGGAGGGGGAGAAUCGGAGGAGGUGCUUGGAGGAGAUUCGGGGGCGGAGGUAG